AUGAUGAUGAUAAUGUGCCGUGUGAUGUGUGUGUUGGCCGUUGUGCUGUGCUGUGCCUGCGGGUAUACCAUGGCGGAUCCUGCUACUACUGUUAAUGCUGGACAACCAAAGGCGGUGAUGGCUAUUGUUGAUCCUUUUGAUUUUGAUUUUCCUUAUUUUAGGGGUCCCCAAAAAGGUGAACAAACUCCUGCAGGAAGUGGUAAUGGUGAACUAGAGGAUGAUCGUAAUGACGAAGUAAUGACAGAUCAUUUAACCAUCGAAGAACGCGAACGUAUCUCUACACAAAGGGGUGAAUCAGUUGGUGUUGCACAUGGUGAAGAUUUACAUGAAGGUAUUUCUGCUGGAGGUGUUGAGGGUCCGGAUAUAAAACUCGAAGUAGCAGCAGGUAAGAAGCAUAACCAAGGAGACGAAUUAUCCACAGGUGGCGAUGGGAAGAGCGAUGGGAGAAGUGGAACUGAACAACUUGGAUCUUCGUCAAGCAAGGAAGUUGUGGGUUUACAGAAUGAAAAAGGAGAGUUGGGUAGCCUCACCAAAGGUACUCCAGAAGUUCGUCCUGCUACAGCGACGCCUGCACCUGUUACCUCUCCCACGGACCCUAAUCCAACUCUACAAACAGCAACACCCUCUCAGCAUGGGGACAGGUUACCUCUACCAGACCCACAAAGAGAUAAUAAUGUGCAGAAAUUUGAAAAUGAAGAAGGACCCCUGGAGAAAACGCAAAUCUCCACUGACGUAUCUCAUUCUGGUAAUGAACCGAAUACAGCAUCAUCUGGUAAUUCACUAAAGCCCAAUAACGCGGGACAGGAACAGGAGAAUGAAAAGACACAGAGUUCUCAGACAGAAAAUGGUACACAAAGAACAAACGAUGCAGACAACAGUAGUACACAACAUCAAGAAGAUCCCGGUACAGAACCAACUCAUCCUUCAGCACCUUCGCAUACUAAUGGAGCAGCAAGUGGUGGUAAUUCUGGAGAGACAUUAACGAACAACUCAGCGAGUACGAACUCUGAAACUUCAACUACAGCCAGUAAUGAUGAGGAAUCAACCACCACCACCACCACAACAACAACAACAACAUUUCCUCCUGAACUCACAAACAACAAGAAGGGUGAUGCAGACAGCAGCAGCAGCAGUAUCAGCAGUUCUGUGUGGGUGCGUGUACCACUACUGAUUGUGGUUACACUGGCCUGUAUUCUUGUGUGCUGA
Molecule: messenger RNA, 1206 nt
Organism: Trypanosoma theileri
Lineage: Eukaryota; Euglenozoa; Kinetoplastea; Trypanosomatida; Trypanosomatidae
Exons: 1
Coding region: 1-1206 (401 amino acids)
Source: RefSeq, a predicted model, not a curated record